This is a messenger RNA of Tinamus guttatus (white-throated tinamou), 1131 nucleotides long. The record is from RefSeq and is a predicted model, not a curated record. Lineage: Eukaryota; Metazoa; Chordata; Aves; Tinamiformes; Tinamidae.
UUUUGCCUAGAUGGAGAUUAUCCCCUUAAUCUUGCAGUCUCAAGGUGUGCAUUUUCAGAUUUGUUGACUCAGGAAAGCUGGUGAUAGCAUUAAAGGCUGAUUACAUUACGCUGUAGCUACAUUUAGGCUGUUGCGCCUCUGAGUUGCAAGAACUCCUGUUUGUUCCGCUCACUAAAGAGAAUGGCAAGAAGAAAUGUCCUCAUUACAGGUUGUUCUUCAGGAAUUGGACUGGCCUUAGCUGUAAAAAUGGCAAGAGAUGAACAGAAAAGAUUUAAAGUGUUUGCCACCAUGCGGAACCUGGCCAAGAGCGCGCCGCUCGAGGAGGCCGCAGGUGCCAGGCUGGGCAAAACCCUGGAGAUUAAACAACUGGAUGUCUGUGAUGAAGAGUCCAUUCGGACGUGUGUGAAUAGUAUUCCCGACAGGAGGAUCGAUGUUUUAGUUAGCAAUGCUGGAAUGGGACUCAUUGGACCUAUUGAAUGUCAGAGCAUAGAAGAAAUGAAAACCGUGAUGGAUACCAACUUCUUUGGACUGGUUCGGCUCCUGAAGGAGAUUUUACCUGACAUGAAGAAGAGGAAGAGUGGCCAUAUAGUUAUAAUAAGCAGUGUUAUGGGAAUACAAGGUAUCCUGUUUAAUGAUGUUUAUGCUGCAUCUAAGUUUGCUGUGGAAGGAUUCUGUGAAAGUUUAGCUAUACAGGCACUCAAAUUUAAGCUGCAGUUAAGUCUGAUCGAACCAGGCCCGGUGGUCACAGAGUUUGAAAGAAAAGUUUUUGAAGAUGGAAUGAAAAUGGAUCUUUCAGCUGCAGACAAGGAAACGGCUGAGAUGUUUACUAACAUUUACCUUAAAAAUUACAAACAAAUUUUCCAGAGUCUGGGACAAAGUGCUGAGGAUGUUGCAGAGCAUACAGUAAAGAUAAUUCUUGCAGAAAAUCCACCUUUUCGCCAUCAAACCAACACCUUGUAUACUCCGAUGACAACUCUGAAGUACGCAGAUCCCAAUGGAGAUCUACCCAUUGAUAUAUUCUACAAAAUGGUUUUUCAUCAUGACAAAGUAUUCAGUGCAAGUCUUAACUUUAUCAAACUGCUAAGGUGGAGAAGUAGAAAGAGCUUUGACUUGGGAAAACCUUCCCAAUAA